Molecule: messenger RNA, 1951 nt
Organism: Arabidopsis thaliana (thale cress)
Lineage: Eukaryota; Viridiplantae; Streptophyta; Magnoliopsida; Brassicales; Brassicaceae
Product: Late embryogenesis abundant (LEA) hydroxyproline-rich glycoprotein family
Exons: 1
Coding region: 257-880 (207 amino acids)
Biological process (GO): defense response to other organism
Cellular component (GO): membrane
Source: RefSeq, marked reviewed
AUCACACCCAUAAGUAUUCGUAAUAAUUCAUUACCAAAACAUUAUACUUACAGUACCAUACUUUCUAUACUUUAUCGUUAUUAAAAUAACUUUUCUACAAAGACUAUAUAGAAAAGAUAUCUUUAUCUUUUUAUAUCUUUUCUACAAGUACUUUUAUCUUUAUAUACACUUCUUCUAUAUAAAGGUCACGGAGAGUAUUUUAAGAUUCUCACUUUCUCUCUACCACCAAACCUCCCACACCACCGUCACCGGAGCUAUGACCUCAAAAGACUGUGGCUCUCACGACAGCCACUCAUCAUGCAACCGUAAAAUAGUGAUCUGGACGAUAUCAAUAAUCCUCCUCUUAAUCCUUGUCGUAAUUCUCCUAGUUUGGGCAAUCCUUCAACCAUCGAAACCACGCUUCGUCCUCCAAGACGCCACCGUCUUCAACUUCAACGUCUCCGGCAAUCCACCGAACCUCCUCACCUCAAAUUUCCAAUUCACUCUCUCCUCUCGUAACCCUAACGACAAGAUCGGUAUCUACUACGACCGUCUUGACGUCUACGCUUCUUACCGGAGCCAACAGAUCACUUUGCCGAGUCCCAUGCUUACCACUUAUCAAGGACACAAAGAAGUCAACGUUUGGUCUCCUUUCGUCGGUGGAUACUCCGUUCCUGUGGCUCCGUACAACGCUUUCUAUCUCGAUCAGGACCAUUCAAGUGGCGCGAUCAUGUUGAUGCUUCAUCUCGACGGUCGAGUUCGUUGGAAAGUCGGAUCCUUCAUCACCGGAAAAUAUCAUCUCCACGUUAGAUGUCAUGCGCUUAUCAACUUCGGGAGUAGUGCUGCCGGAGUUAUCGUCGGAAAGUACAUGCUCACCGAAACUUGUAGUGUUAGUGUUUGACAAAUUAAGAGGUACUUAACGGUGACGGUGGUAUCGGUCACGGAUUUUUUCAUUAUUAAUAACGUAAUAUAUUUUAUAUAUAAUCUCGUAGUAGUUAAGUUUUAUAACUUUUUUUUUCCUACGUCAUAGAGAAAUAAUAUCAAGAAUUGCAAUCGGUUGCGUUAUUGUUAUGACGAGCUGUAAAAGAUUCAAAGGAAACACUAAAAUAUAGUAAAAGACAAAAAAAAAGGUUUAUUUUUAUUUCAGUUGGUAACAAUUUAUGAUGGAUGAUUCAAUUAAAAACUGUUUUCUAUAUAAUGAUAAUAAUGUAUAUUCUCUUGUUUCAUUGACUAUGAUUUUGUGCUGAUCCAGAGUGACGACAAUUGAAUUUUAGAAAUAUCUGAUCGGAACGGUAACCAUUUGUACGGUGUCAUUAUCUAUAGUAUCUUGUCUUUUUUUCUUUUUCUAAAACAGAAUCAAGACCCAUUCUCAUAUAGUUUUUCAAUUUCCCAUUAAAGUUUAGAUCUUAAAGUUGGCUCUUUACAACAGUUCAGUACAUUCAAAGGAAAAACUCUUGAUCAAAUCUAUAUUCCUAAUAUAUUGGUUAGUUUGUCUCCUAAAUAUUCUUGGAUCUUGAAAUGAUAAAAAGUAGAAUCAUGUUGCUUAUUUUACAAGAAAUAGGGUAUUUUUCUCCAACGUUCGAAUCCCACGAAUAUUCUAUAUUAUGUAUUUUUUGGGUUAAUAAUGAAGUCAUCUUAUAACCAACUGCUUCGACUAAUUUUGCCUCUUUUGUUAAGAGAUUUGUAGGCGUAAUUCUCAAUCUGGAAUCCACUUUCUCCAAGAGAGAAAACUUGCGAAAUGAUUCAUUACAUGUGCUAUUGUUAUUAUAUUCGAUAUGUAUAUGUAUUUCAGAAAGAAGUCCAAUGUGAGAACAUUCAAAAUGUACAUAAGAGCGAGGUCCAAUUUGAGCAUAACGUACGCAAUUUGUUCGUUAGAUUCGUCACCAACAAAUAUUUGAUGUGUUUGUGAACGAUUUUUUAUGCAAUUUUUUAAUCUUAGUCCCAUUUAUCUACUAACUCCCACGUGUUUUGU